Charadrius vociferus (killdeer) is the source of this 1696-nucleotide messenger RNA. It is a transcript of the gene CDC40, whose product is annotated as cell division cycle 40. The record is from RefSeq and is a predicted model, not a curated record. Gene Ontology annotation, molecular function: protein binding; mRNA binding. Gene Ontology annotation, cellular component: catalytic step 2 spliceosome. The transcript has 16 exons. NCBI's taxonomy places the organism in Eukaryota, Metazoa, Chordata, Aves, Charadriiformes, Charadriidae. Bases 1 to 1626 code for a protein of 541 amino acids. Gene Ontology annotation, biological process: mRNA splicing, via spliceosome.
AUGAAAGGCAGUCACGGCAACGUCCUGCUCCAGACAUUUUGGCCAAGCUACUCUUCUCCUUUCAUAGUGCUGAAAGAAGAUGUGGAAACAGGAGUCCACCUUGAUCCUGCUAUCAAGGAAGUUCAAUACAAUCCCACUUACGAUACCAUGUUUGCACCUGAGUUUGGACCAGAAAACCCAUUUAGGACUCAACAAAUGGCUGCACCUAGAAAUAUGCUUUCUGGAUAUGCAGAACCAGCUCACAUCAAUGAUUUCAUGUUUGAACAACAAAGAAGAACAUUUGCAACCUAUGGUUAUGCAUUAGAUCCUUCUAUAGAUAACCCUGAAGUUGCUACCAAAUAUAUUGGUUCUGUGGAAGAAGCUGAAAAAAAUCAAGGUUUAACAGUGUUUGAAACAGGACAAAAGAAAAUUGAAAAAAGGAAGAAAUUCAAGGAGAAUGAUGCAUCUAAUAUUGAUGGUUUUCUGGGACCAUGGGCAAAGUAUGUUGAUGAAAAAGAAGUAGCCAAACCAUCAGAAGAAGAACAGAAAGAGUUGGAUGAAAUAACAGCUAAGAGGCAGAAGAGAGGAAAACUAGAAGAUGAUAAACCUGGAGAGGAGAAGACUAUAUUACAUGUUAAGGAAAUGUAUGACUAUCAGGGGAGAUCUUAUCUUCACGUCCCACAAGAUGUUGGAGUUAAUCUUCGUUCUACAGUGCCACCUGAGAAAUGCUAUCUUCCAAAGAAACAAAUCCAUGUGUGGUCAGGACAUACAAAGGGUGUCAGUGCAGUUAGAUUGUUUCCUCUCUCUGGGCAUAUACUGUUGUCUUGCUCUAUGGAUUGCAAAAUUAAGCUAUGGGAAGUAUACGGUGAUCGAAGAUGUCUGCGAACAUUUAUUGGACAUAGUAAAGCUGUUCGAGACAUCUGUUUUAAUAAUGCUGGCACUCGGUUUCUUAGUGCUGCAUAUGACCGCUAUCUGAAACUCUGGGACACUGAAACAGGGCAAUGUAUUUCAAGAUUCACAAACAGGAAGGUUCCUUAUUGUGUCAAGUUCAAUCCUGAUGAAGAUAAACAAAAUCUCUUUGUUGCAGGAAUGUCAGAUAAGAAAAUUGUGCAGUGGGAUAUUCGAAGUGGUGAGAUUGUGCAGGAAUACGAUAGGCAUUUGGGAGCUGUCAACACCAUUGUGUUUGUGGAUGAAAAUAGGAGGUUUGUGAGUACAUCUGAUGACAAGAGUUUAAGAGUCUGGGAAUGGGACAUUCCUGUAGACUUCAAGUACAUAGCUGAGCCAAGUAUGCAUUCGAUGCCAGCCGUGACUUUGUCUCCAAAUGGGAAGUGGUUGGCUUGCCAGUCGAUGGAUAACCAAAUUCUGAUUUUUGGAGCUCAGAACAGAUUCAGAUUAAACAAAAAGAAAAUUUUCAAAGGGCACAUGGUAGCUGGCUACGCUUGUCAAGUGGAUUUUUCGCCUGACAUGAGCUAUGUGAUAUCUGGAGAUGCAGAUGGAAAACUUAACAUCUGGGACUGGAAGACAACAAAACUCUACAGCAGAUUAAAAGCACACGAUAAAGUCUGUAUCGGUGCAGUGUGGCAUCCACACGAAACAUCUAAAGUUAUUACAUGCGGCUGGGAUGGUCUUAUUAAACUAUGGGACUAAAGACGAUGCUACGAAGAUGUAAGUCCUGCAUACAUCUGAGAUUAGAGUGAAUUCUGCUGUAAGGGUGGGU